Colias croceus (clouded yellow) is the source of this 2440-nucleotide messenger RNA. It is a transcript of the gene spin, whose product is annotated as protein spinster. Lineage: Eukaryota; Metazoa; Arthropoda; Insecta; Lepidoptera; Pieridae. The record is from RefSeq and is a predicted model, not a curated record. Bases 272 to 1726 code for a protein of 484 amino acids. Gene Ontology annotation, biological process: transmembrane transport. Gene Ontology annotation, cellular component: membrane. The transcript is spliced from 10 exons. Gene Ontology annotation, molecular function: transmembrane transporter activity.
UUCAUUUAGUUGUCAAUUGAAACGCCGCGAAUCACGCGUGUCGUCGAUGUAGCCGCGUAAAUACUAAAUGUUAAAAUAAUUCAACGAAUCUUAUUAUUAAUUCUAUACCACUUUUAUUUAUUUCUUAGAAGAUAUAUAUUUUUUGUAAAAGUUUUCUAUAGUUUUUUUGUUAUUUUGAAAUCGGAACUUUCAAAAGUCUUCUUGAAUUCGUUACGGUCAAGUGGCUGAGGGUGUUAUAUCAUACAAUUUUUAGAUUUUAUUGGUAGUGAACAUGGACCAGAAUAGUAUAACACCUAAUACAUCAAAUCAGCAGUUGGUGAUAAACGGUGACAAUGAUUCCGCUACCGCGCUCCUGCAGGAGAAGCAGACGAGAAGGAGGGAAACCUUGAGUGAUGUUACUUUCAUAGAAUACAUGACUGUAGGAAUCCUGUGCUUCGUCAACCUCAUCAACUAUAUGGACAGAUUUACUAUAGCAGGUGUGCUCAACGACGUCAAGAAAGAGUUCAAUAUCAAAGACGACGAUGCCGGCCUGCUGCAAACGGUCUUCGUGGUGGCGUAUAUGGUGUUCGCGCCAAUAUUCGGUUACCUGGGUGACCGAUAUUCGAGGCGAGCAAUCAUGGUCUUUGGCGUCGCGUUGUGGAGCAUCACGACGUUCGUCGGAUCGUUUAUACCGAAUUUCGCGGCGUUCGCAUUCUUCAGAGGCUUAGUGGGUAUAGGUGAAGCCUCAUACUCAACGAUAGCGCCGACCAUCAUAAGCGACCUCUUCGUCGGAAAUGUGCGCUCCAAGAUGCUCGCAUUUUUCUACUUCGCCAUACCCGUUGGGAGCGGUUUCGGUUACAUCGUGGGGUCCGUAGCAGGGGCGGCGGCGGGUGACUGGCGUUGGGGCCUCCGCGUGACCCCGUUCCUUGGGGCAAUAGCAGUGUUCCUCAUUGCCUUUCUGAUGCAGAACCCGGAAAGGGGACAAGCGGAGGAUAGUAGGAUGAAGCCCACUACGUAUAGCGAUGAUGUCAAGUCGUUGGUUAAGAACCCAUCGUUCAUGCUGUCAACGCUAGCGUUCACGUGCGUGGCGUUCGUCACUGGCGCGCUCGCGUGGUGGGGCCCGCAGUUCAUAUACCUGGGCCUCACGCAGCAGCCCGGCGUCGACAUCACACUAGAGAGGGUGUCGCUGACGUUCGGCGCGGUGACGAUGGUGGCGGGCGCGGCGGGCGUGCCGCUGGGCGCGUGGCUCGGCGCCGCGCUGUCGAAGCGCUUCCCGCGCGCGCACCCCGUCAUCUGCGGCGCGGGGCUGCUGCUCUCCGCGCCGGCCAUGGCGCUGGCCAUCCUGCUCUGCGACGGGUACUACUACGCGCCGUUCGCGCUCAUGUUCGUGGCCGAGACCGCGCUCAACCUCAACUGGGCGAUCGUGGCGGACAUGUCGCUGUAUGUUGUGAUUCCGCCCCGUCGUUCUACUGCGGAAGCGUUCCAGAUUCUUAUUUCACACAUGUUUGGUGAUGCUGGCAGUCCUUACUUGGUUGGUGUGAUAUCGGAAUCCCUGAAACGUGCGCUAUCAGUAGCGGGCGAAGCUCCCAGCGCUAGCGUGCAGUUCCGUUCCCUACAAUACGCACUAUUCGUGACUUGCUUCGUGGAAGUGAUCGGCGGCGUGUUCUUCCUGCUCACCGCUAUGUACAUCGUGCGGGAUAAACUCAAAGUGGACAGGGCUAUCGCUGUUACUUCAAAAAUAGUGUAGAAGCCGAAGCCCAGCACGCCGAACCAUCCCACAGCAACGCGCAAGACGAAGCUAUAGGCGGAGAAUAGGAUAUUUACAGUCGAUUUAGAGCAAAUAGAUCUGUGAGAGCCUAAACUUUCACUAAGCUGCGUUUCAAUAUAAUAUAGAACUGAACAUGUAUGCAUCAUACGUGUCAUACAGUUUGUGUAACAUUGGAACGGGAGAAGACUGAUUAAGUAUGCACAGCGGAUAGUUUGGGUUAUGUAAAGAGUGAUAUAGUUUAGUGAACAAAUUGCGUGUAAGUUAUCCAAAUUGGGCAUCACACUACGGAACAUAUAUUGUGCCUACGCUUAGUUUUUUCCGAAGUCCUGAGGACGCCUCACACCUCAGUUAAGUACAUAUAUUUAUUUGCCAAUGUAUUAUUACCUCAAGCACUUGUUACACAAGAAUAUAAAGGUUUAUUUAUUUUUUGUUUUAUCCUGAUUAUUAUAUGCAAUGUAGAGUAACGGAUCAAUGCAAAAUUUGGUAUUGUAAUGUUGUUGUGUUCAUGCAGUUUAACGGUUUGCAGAUGGCCUUACAGUAAUCUAAGAGCCCACGACGGCCAGACUUUCCUUUCUUUAGGAAAGCUGAAAGUUUCUCUGUAUAUGUCUCCGAUACAGAUAAGAACGACUAGCGAUUAUCAAGUCUGAGUUGUGGUUACUUUGGCAGGAAACAGGUAGUAAAGGUGUAUAAAAU